Messenger RNA from Nematolebias whitei (Rio pearlfish), 468 nucleotides. It is a transcript of the gene cd164l2, whose product is annotated as CD164 sialomucin-like 2. The transcript has 5 exons. Gene Ontology annotation, cellular component: cytoplasmic vesicle. The coding region runs from base 1 to 423 and encodes 140 amino acids. The record is from RefSeq and is a predicted model, not a curated record. Lineage: Eukaryota; Metazoa; Chordata; Actinopteri; Cyprinodontiformes; Rivulidae.
AUGGACAGGGCGGCGCUGUCCGCGGUGCUGAAACGCAUCAGGAUGACUCAGCCCAACAAACCACCUGCUGUACACGUAUCAGGAACACACACACACACUGAAUGUCUUUUCUUUGUAUCAGGUAAUGAUACGGGGACGUGUGUCGUUGAUCAGGGUGAUUCUGCAGACAGCAGCAUGAACUGCAGCUGGACCAGAGUAUCAGAACUGUGCACAGUUGUAGAGACUGUUGCUGCUGGAGGAAGUGAAGGUGACUCAGGUGAUGACAAAUCCUCCCCCGAGUUCUCCCAGGCCAAGUUCGACAUGUCCAGCUUCAUAGGUGGCAUCAUCCUCGUGCUGUGUUUGCAGGCAGGCGGCUUCUUUGCCAUGCGCUUCCUCAAAUCCAAAGAGCAGAGCAACUAUGACCCCAUAGAGCAGCCUCAGUGAGGACGAGACGUGGGAAGGACAAUCAGACCGGACGGAGGACAGCAG